CGUUGUUGGGCGGUUUUCGGUGGAGCGGGCCGGUGCUGAGGGAAGGAGCCAAGAUGGUUCUGGAGAGCACCAUGGUGUGCGUGGAUAACAGCGAGUACAUGCGGAACGGGGACUUCCUGCCCACGCGGCUGCAGGCGCAGCAGGACGCCGUCAACAUCGUGUGCCACUCCAAAACACGCAGCAACCCCGAGAACAACGUGGGGCUCAUCACCCUCGCCAAUAACUGCGAGGUGCUGACCACGCUGACGCCGGACACCGGGCGCAUCCUGUCCAAGCUGCACUCGGUGCAGCCCAAGGGAAAAAUCACCUUCGGCACCGGGAUCCGCGUGGCACACCUGGCGCUGAAGCACCGGCAGGGCAAGAACCACAAGAUGAGAAUCAUCGCCUUCGUGGGCAGCCCCGUCCUCGACAGCGACAAGGACCUGGUGAAGUUGGCCAAGCGCCUGAAGAAGGAGAAGGUCAACGUGGACAUCAUCAACUUUGGGGAGGAGGAAGCCAACACGGAGAAGCUGACGGCGUUCAUCACGGCUCUCAACGGCAAGGACGGCAGCGGCUCCCACCUGGUGACGGUGCCGCCGGGGCCCAGCCUGGCCGACGCCCUCAUCAGCUCCCCGGUGCUGGCCGGCGAGGGCGGCGCCGUGCUCGGCCUCGGAGCCUCCGACUUCGAGUUCGGCGUCGAUCCCAGCGCCGAUCCCGAGCUCGCGCUGGCGCUCCGGGUGUCCAUGGAGGAGCAGCGGCAGCGGCAGGAGGAGGAGGCGCGCAGGGCGGCCGCGGCCUCGGCGGCAGAGGCCGGGAUCGGAGCCACCGGAGGGGACGAGUCGGACGAGGCUCUGCUCAAGAUGACCAUGGGGCCGCCGGAGUUUGGCCGCGCGGGGCUGCCGGACCUGAGCUCCAUGAGCGAGGAGGAGCAGAUCGCCUACGCCAUGCAGAUGUCCCUGCAGGGCGCCGAGUUUGCCCAGGCUGAGGCGGCCGAGGUGGACAGCGGAGCCGCCAUGGACACGUCCGAGCCCGCCAAGGAGGAGGACGACUACGACGUGAUGCAGGACCCGGAAUUCCUGCAGAGCGUCCUGGAAAACCUUCCCGGCGUGGAUCCCAACAACGAGGCCAUCCGCAACGCCAUGGGAUCCCUGGCUUCCCAGGCCGCCCGGGAAAACCGGGAAAGCAACCGGGAAAACCGGGAAAACCGGAAGGAGGAGGAGAAGAAAUGAAUCCCAAAAAUUCCCGGGG
This is a messenger RNA of Pseudopodoces humilis (Tibetan ground-tit), 1227 nucleotides long. NCBI's taxonomy places the organism in Eukaryota, Metazoa, Chordata, Aves, Passeriformes, Paridae. The record is from RefSeq and is a predicted model, not a curated record.